This is a messenger RNA of Drosophila serrata, 567 nucleotides long. RefSeq names its product Neuropeptide-like precursor 3 (gene Nplp3). NCBI's taxonomy places the organism in Eukaryota, Metazoa, Arthropoda, Insecta, Diptera, Drosophilidae. The record is from RefSeq and is a predicted model, not a curated record.
UCUAUGUCAAAUCGUUCUAAACCAUCGACAAAACAAAAUGUUCAAGCUGUGCAUCUUCGUUGCUCUCUUCUGCCUGGCUGCUGCCGCUCCUGCGCCUGCGCCCGUGCCCGCUCCUGCUCCCGCUCCAGGACUGAUCGCUGCACCUGGACUCGUGGCACCUGGACUCUGGGGACCUGCUGUUGUCGCCGGACCCCAUCUGGUCGCUGCUCCCCAUGUGGUGAGCGUUGUCCCCAGCGCCAUCUCUCACUCUGCCAUCACCCAGGUGCAUCCUUCCCCGCUGCUGGUCAAGAGCAUCCAUGGCCUGGGACCCGUUGUGAUUGGUUAAUCUCCAGGAGAUUUAAAUCGCUACCAGGAAUACAUCUCACCCACACACGCCACGCCAUAUGCAACUCCUGUUCAACUCUCCAGCAUUUCUGGGAAAUCACACAUCCUGUCUUCCGUCGUGCCCUGUUUAUGAAGCAAGCAAAUCCAGCAAUGAGAACGAAAAAUACACAAAAAAAAUGUUUAGACACUAAAAUACAUUCCAAGCAAUAAAAUACCUACCAUACUUGUUAUAGCGAGCGAAAA